GUAUGUCAGAAGCAGCUUCGACUCCCUCAGCUCUUCCUUGCGAGGGCUCUUUGGGUCUCCCCGUGAGCUUCAACCUUUGACAUGCCUUUGCAUUGUGGAUGUGGAUAGGACCUUGACUGGCAGACAGGGUGACACAAUGGCAUGCCCGGGGAACAGAGUGGUCUCCGGAAGCUAUGAUGAUGCCUACGGCGGUGGAAAUCUCACCCUGUCUCAAUUGGGUCAACAUGUAUGGGAGACCUUCUGCGGAUCUUGCUAUGUGAGGGCCAUUACAGCUCAUCCUCACCGUCGGCCCAACAUCCCAGUCGCCGAGUCAGUGGUUGACUGCAAUGAGGGAUGCAAGGCCAAUGAGGCCGCCCGACUGGCGGGAGAGCUUGGAGUUGCCAAAGAGGAGGUUUACAUGUUUGAUGACAAGGCAGAGAAUAUUGAUCCUUUUCGUGGGACUGGCAUGAAUGCUCAUCAGGUAUCCUGUGGCACCCGGGAAGGUACCCAUGGUUUGUGUGGAGCUGACCUUGGGGAAAUUCGCAAUUCCAAGGGAGUCACAACCUGCCCAUUGCCAUAA
Molecule: messenger RNA, 559 nt
Organism: Symbiodinium pilosum
Lineage: Eukaryota; Dinophyceae; Suessiales; Symbiodiniaceae
Source: the annotation of a GenBank genome assembly